AUGAGGGACGAAAGCGAUGAGUCUGCCGCACUGGUGCGUAUCAUAACAGCUCUCGGCGGCCCCGAGCUCUCCCCACAAGAACUUGACUGGGCCAUAAGUCUCCCCGCGGGACAAGCUAUCGUACAAUGGCUCACAUUACAAACCACAAACAUCUCUAAAGAGGAAGACGUCAAUAUUAUGGAUAUACAAACACGAGCGUCAUUACAUCAGAUUGCAUUACAUGCUGAGGAAGCCAAGGAUAUGAACAUGAUCAUCGACGCGCCAAGGGCAACGGCGGAGCACUCGAACACCUUGACGGCUACUCCCCUUGGUUACAUUGGCGUGCAUACACUACACUCGCAAAUGGUCAGAAACGAAUCAGAAGCUCAGCUGCUCGAGGAUGAGAUACGCCUUCUCAAACACCGGUUCAAAGGCAUCAAAAUGGCAUCCAAGCAACUGAAUCGGUCGAUUGAAGCAUUACAACGCUCACGGGGUUCGACUGAUGAGACACUACGGCGUCAGCAGGAGCUCUUGGAAGAGUCCUCUAUCCAUGCCGACUCUCUGAUCGCCAGAUCGAAUAGCAUCGCUGGGAAGCUCUUGAACGGCGCUAUAAUCCCCACGCUGGUCAAGGAUGACUCUAGGCCAAGCAUUUUAAACCUACGGAAGCGGUUGGCGGAUUUGUCUACUCGUCGCACAGAACUUGUCAAGAUUGCCCAGGAACGUAACGAACAAAUCGUGCAAGCUCACGGUUCGCUGCCGAAUGUACUCGAGAUUGAGCAUGAAACAACUAGGCUACAGGUUCAUCUACGAAAAUUAAGCUCCAAUAUUCACGGCCUGUCGUCAUCUCAAGCUGCAGCUGGGUCAUACUGCACGGAGAUGGAUAAGAUCUGCAAGGAAUUAGGAGCCGUCGAAGAUUCGCAAAGCAAAAGAGCUAUCUUGGAGCGGAUAGCUGGUGAAGUCGAUACCAAAUGCGACAAAGAUCACGUAGACGUAAAUGAAAUUGACGUUAUAAGCGAACUGAAUCGCGCAUGGAAACUCGAUCAGUUAGCUUUAUUGUCUGCACGGGAAAUGAUGGCGGAUGAGAUGAAUCUGCACUUGAAACAACAAUCAUUCUAUCCGCUUGAGGAACUACAAUCGACACUACUCAAGUCCAGCUCACACGUUUUCGAAACAGAAGCACUCGUCAGUGCAUUGACAGAGGAACUUGAGGAAGUUGCAGAUGAUGCAGAAUCCGCCAAACGAAGCAAGCUUCUACAUCCAGAUCCUGGUGUCUUUUCAGAAAAAGAGGCUGGCCUCGUGGAUUUGCUGAAAUCAAUGCAACAUCUUCGACCACCCGAUGCACCGCCACUUGUCCUCCUGAACGAAGAGGAUCUCAAGAACGAGAUUGACAUAAUCUCUCGACAGUCUCGUGCUGCAUCCCGGAAAGAAAUGCAAUGGGCGUCCGAGUUGUCCCAACAGAUACUAUCAUUAACUAACCACCACGCUCCUCUAGUAGCGGCACUCUACGCUAACUCUCCUGUCAAUACAUCCCCACCAUUCAUCCCGCCUCGCGAUGAACAAGUUUUAGAAGAACAGGCACACCAGACAGCCGACGAGCUAAAUGUUGCCGUAGCGAAGUGCCAGAAAGAGCCCGUGAGCGAUAGGGACAAGCAAAAGCUCAACGCUUUUAUCGACAAAUGGACAAAAGAUCGAUAG
Fibroporia radiculosa is the source of this 1674-nucleotide messenger RNA. RefSeq lists its product as uncharacterized. The record is from RefSeq and is a predicted model, not a curated record. Bases 1 to 1674 code for a protein of 557 amino acids. Lineage: Eukaryota; Fungi; Basidiomycota; Agaricomycetes; Polyporales; Fibroporiaceae. The transcript is spliced from 11 exons.